AUGUAUAUGCACGCUUUGAUACGCGCAAGCCUGGGAUUUGUAGGUUUCUGCCUGGUCGCCUUUGUCCAACAGUCAGCUUCAGGAAGUAAACCCACUCAAGAUGUGGAUGAGUGCUCAGAAGGCAACGGCGGAUGCCAACAGAUUUGUGUCAAUAUGAUGGGCAGCUAUGAGUGCCGCUGCCGAGAAGGAUUCCUCCUGAGUGACAACCAGCACACCUGUAUCCAAAGGCCUAAAGCGCAACCAGACGGCUCAAAGGAGGGACCCACCUGCAUGGACAAGAAUCACGGCUGCGCACACAUCUGUAGGGAAACGCAGAAAGGUGCCAUCUCCUGUGAGUGUCGACCUGGAUUCCAGCUCACCCGUAACAUGAAGGACUGCAAAUUGACUUGUAACUAUGGUAAUGGCGGUUGCCAGCACAUCUGCGAGGAGACAGACCACGGCCCUAAGUGUUCGUGCCAUAUGAAGUUCGUCCUGCACAGUGAUGGAAAGACUUGUGUAGGGGAGAGGAGUGUCCAGCCCAAGGGAACCCCACAGCCGUUCCCCAAUGAGACCUGUGCAGUGAACAAUGGCGGCUGCGAUAGCACAUGUCAUGAUUCAGUGACAGGAGUGCGCUGCAGCUGUCCUGUUGGCUUCACUCUGCAGCCGGACCGCAAGACCUGCAAAGAUAUUGAUGAGUGCCGCCUUAACAAUGGGGGGUGUGAUCACGUGUGCCGGAACACAGUGGGCAGCUUUGAGUGCAGCUGCAAGAAAGGCUACAAGCUGUUGACCAACGAGAGAACUUGUCAAGACAUUGAUGAGUGCUCUUUUGACCGGGCCUGUGACCACUUUUGUGUCAACUCUGCUGGUAGUUUCCAGUGCCUCUGUCAUAAAGGCUACGUGCUCUACGGCCUGGCACACUGUGGAGAUAUUGAUGAAUGCAGUAUAAAUCGUGGUGGUUGUAAAUACGGCUGCAUCAACACUCUGGGGAGCUACGAGUGUACCUGUCCACCAGGGUACAAGCUGCACUGGAACAGGAAAGACUGUGUUGAGCUGGUGAAAUGUCUUCCUGGACUUGUAGCACCAAAGGCCACUCUGACCUGUAGCAAGACAGGCAAGAAAGAGAGCUGCUCCCUUACCUGUGCCUCUAAGGCUCACUAUCUGGCAGAGUCUGACAGCAGCUACUCAGUCAGCUGUGGUAUCCCCAUCUUCAGAGGCAAGUCCCCUGCCAGGCUUAACUCCAGCAGCAGUCAGAGCUGCAUAGAGACUUUGGCCCCUCCAGUGAAGCAGACGGCUUCUUUCAAGAUUAAAAACGCCAAAUGUCACCUGCACCCGAAGCUUACCGGCAGGACAGAGGACAGAGGACGGACACUUGGACCAGGCGGCGGGCAGCCCUGCAGCAACUGCCUGGUGACAUUUGUCAACCUCAAAUGUGACUCCUCUAAGAAAGCGAAAGGGCGGCGUGCUCGCAACCCGGCCAACAAAGAGGUAACACGCAUCACUUUGGAGCUGGAAGCUGAGGUUAAACCUGGAGACACCACAGGGAGUUGCAAUCUCAGCUGCCUCAGACAGCGCAUGGAGAAGCAGGUCAAGACAUAUAUCAAGGCUCUGAAAAAGUCCAUCAACCAGGAACGCUUCCUGAUAAGAGUUGCCGGUUUGGAAUACGAGGUGGCCCAAAAACUUCCCCAGGCUUCUCCCAAUCAGGAGAACUGUGGCCCGGGCUGGGAGAGGGACAGCGGCCGUUGUGUCAGAUGCUUGUCGGGGUCUUACUACCAUGGUGAGCAGGAGCGCUGUGUCCAAUGUCCGCCAGGCACUUUCCAGGAGAAGGAGGGGCAGCUGGCCUGUGACCUCUGCCCUGGCAGUGACGGCCAUGGGCCUGUAGGGGCACGAAACAUCUCCUCCUGCGCAGGCCAAUGUCCAACGGGGUACUUCUCCAGCGAUGGGUUCAAACCUUGUCAGCCGUGCCCUCAGGGCGCCUACCAACCAGAUUUGGGACGGACACUGUGCUUCCCCUGUGGGGGAGGACUGAGCACCAAGCGGGAGGGUGCCAGCUCCUUCCAUGAUUGUGAAGUCAAAGUUCAGUGUUCUCCAGGUCAUUACUACAACACCACAGUACACCGGUGUAUCCGCUGCCCAGUAGGGACGUAUCAGACAGAGUUCAGGCAGAACUACUGUAUUUCCUGCCCUGGGAACACCACCACUGAUUUUGAUGGUGCCACAAGUGUCUCACAGUGCAAGAACAGGCAAUGUGGUGGUGAGAUGGGUGAAUUCAUGGGUUACAUUGAGUCACCUAACUAUCCCGGUAAUUACCCCGCUAAUGUGGAGUGUAUUUGGAACAUCAACCCACCCAGCAAGCGCAAGAUCCUAAUCGUUGUGCCGGAGAUUUUCCUGCCCUCGGAGGACGAGUGUGGCGAUGUGCUGGUUAUGAGGAAGAACUGGUCAGCUACAUCCAUCACCACCUACGAGACAUGUCAGACAUACGAGCGGCCUAUUGCCUUCACAGCUCGCUCCAGACGUCUCUGGAUUAACUUCAAAUCCAACGAGGCCAACAGCGCCAGGGGCUUUCAGAUCCCCUAUGUUACUUAUGAUGAGGACUAUGAACAGCUCGUAGAGGACAUAGUGCGAGAUGGAAGACUCUAUGCCUCAGAAAACCAUCAAGAAAUCCUCAAGGAUAAAAAACUGAUUAAGACUCUUUUUGAUGUGCUGGCUCACCCAAACAACUAUUUUAAGUACACCACUCGGGAGUCCAACGAGAUGCUUCCUCGCUCCUUCAUACGUCUCAUAAGCAGCAAAGUCUCUGCUUUCCUGCGACCUUACAAGUAAAAAGAUCACACAGCUGCUGAAGCACCGGAUCAUGACCCCCUGACAUCCCCCUCCAUCUUACAGGCCACAUCCCGCAACUCUCAUAAGACUGAUGAACAUAAAACAUACUAGUAUGUUUACCCCCUCUUAAUUUCCAUAGGCUUUGACAAUAAACACUAUGCAGACCUGAGAAAUACUGAAAUCGUUUGUGUUUUAGAUUUUUUGUCAGCUUCCAUUCAGCACAGGUCUGCAAUCCCGGGCUCAAGCAUUUAGUGGGGAUGUAGAGUAUGUGAGUGGGUUUGGUUUCUAUUGUGUUGAGCAAUGAAGCCAUAGAAAACAAUAGAAACGCCUAUUUCAGACAGUAGGAGUGACGUUUUGUGCUCGCGGUUUGAGCUUGUUGUUGUAUUUACUUAAAUGAGCAGUCUGAGUUCCAGCUCCAACUCCUACCAUUAAGUAUGACUGUAAGUGUUGUGUAAGUGUUGUGUAACCCUGGUCCCAUCUUCAGUCUCUGUGUUGCUGUCCUCAAGGAGGAGCAGUUGUUAUAUUCAUGUCGCAGCUGCGUUCCAUGUCAUUCAAAGCCUUACUAUAUUUGAGCUCUUAGAGCAUUUUCCAAGGAUUUUACUGUUAAAACAGUUAAUCUAUGUUUUGUUCUGUCUGUCUAGACUGUACUGGCAUUUUCCAACCUUCAGAUAAUUUCUGUUGCUCUAUUUCUUUUUAAAGCCAACUUAAAGCAAAUACAAAAAAGUUGGUUUAUCAUUCCAGGAACAUAGUGGACAUUUGGGAGAUGAAUAACAAACUAACAAUUGUGAGAGCCACAGAAGAUCAUGUGAUGUCUAGUGGAACAAUGUCUCUGAGAGAGAGAUAGAGAGAAAUGUCUUUAAGGGACAUUAUGUUUGCUGCUUCUUUUUAAAAGGUCACUUUAAUUCUUCAAUCUCAUAUUGUCUUUCUGAUUUACUCUACACACUAAUAGUCUAUAGGUUUCAAACAAAAAGGAAGCUCCACAUCUGAGUUGCUUUAGUUCGUACACACAAUAAGUUGAUAAUCUCAUAUUGCCUGUCUGUGGACUACCAGUUUUAUCGCUUGUUUAUUUCAAUCUUGUAAAUAAUGAAAAUAAAUUAGACAAGGGUUGAAUUCUUUGAUCCUAAUUUUCUCACGCAGGACCCCCAAAAUCACUUUCUGCUCUUGAUGUCCCGGCCGUCUCCGUCUCAAAUCCAAAGACACCCAGUGCCCAGCCUUUCAUAUACCCCUCACAUUUUAUUCUGUCCCAAUGAAGACAGCUCUUCCAAAGACCGCCCCCCCCCCCCCCCCCC
Molecule: messenger RNA, 4088 nt
Organism: Micropterus dolomieu (smallmouth bass)
Lineage: Eukaryota; Metazoa; Chordata; Actinopteri; Centrarchiformes; Centrarchidae
Gene: scube3
Product: signal peptide, CUB domain, EGF-like 3
Exons: 21
Coding region: 1-2799 (932 amino acids)
Biological process (GO): signal transduction
Cellular component (GO): cell surface
Molecular function (GO): calcium ion binding
Source: RefSeq, a predicted model, not a curated record